AUGCCCUCCUCGGACGCUACUGGAGCCGCCUUGUUUCUUGGCGAGGACGGCACUAGCCUAGAAGUGCUACGGAAUGUGGCCAAGCCGCAACCAGAUGAGGGAGAACUGCUGGUCGAGGUGCACUACUCGGGCAUCAACCCAGCAGACCUAGCACACGCACAGCUCGGCAUUACUUCAGUAGUUCUAGGCUACGACUUCAUGGGCAAGGUGGUCCAGGCCGGACCCGACUCCAAAUAUGCCGUAGGAGAUUUCGUCGCCGGGUAUACACCCACCGGCAUCGGUCGGCCGAUGAAGUAUGGUGCGCAUCAACCAUACCUUGCUGCACCCGAGGAUACCGUCUUUCGUGUGCCGGAAAAUCUGCCACAUGCCCACGCUGCGACUCUUCCGGUCGUUGUCACAGUUGCCGCAGAUGCACUGUAUAAUAUCCUCGGACUUCCCUUCCCAGGGGAAACGCCGAGCCCGAAUUUCAAGCCGGCACCACUGUUGAUCUGGGGUGCAUCCACAGGUGCCGGCAUUGCCAUAAUCCAGCUCGCGCGCGCGAGUGGUGUAGAGACCAUCUUUGUCACGGCAUCACCGAAGCGGCACGGUCUCCUCAAGAGCUUGGGUGCUUCGGAAUGCUUUGACUAUGCGGACCCGGACGUCGUGUCCAAAAUCCAAGCUGCUGCCGACCAAGGCACGGAAGGCCCAAUCCUGUACGCCGUCGACGCCAUCGGUGCACCCGGUGCUUCUGCCAUGGUUGCUGAUGCAUCAUCCGACAAGGCCAAGAUGGCCUCGGUACGAGAACACAAGGACCCAAGAUUUACAUUGCCAUUCUCGUCAAAAUCCCGUGACAUGGCUAUCGAGCUACCAGGCAUUGGCCGUAUUAUGAUGCCAGCGCAGCCUCAACAGCAGGCCCAGUUAUGGAGAGGCCUUCUUUGGGCAGUCGAGAACUACGGUUCCCGGUUCUCGAUGCCAUCGGUGGACAUAUUCGAGGGUACGGCUGAAGAUGCCCUAGAAAAGGUCAAGAUCGUGGCGGCCGGCGGAAACUUUGGCAAGAUUGUGCUCAAGCACCCACUACAAUAA
Messenger RNA from Pestalotiopsis fici W106-1, 1062 nucleotides. RefSeq lists its product as uncharacterized. The record is from RefSeq and is a predicted model, not a curated record. The transcript has a single exon. Bases 1 to 1062 code for a protein of 353 amino acids. Lineage: Eukaryota; Fungi; Ascomycota; Sordariomycetes; Amphisphaeriales; Sporocadaceae. Gene Ontology annotation, molecular function: oxidoreductase activity, acting on NAD(P)H.